Mangifera indica (mango) is the source of this 1627-nucleotide messenger RNA. Its product is annotated as coumaroyl-CoA:anthocyanidin 3-O-glucoside-6''-O-coumaroyltransferase 1-like. The record is from RefSeq and is a predicted model, not a curated record. Bases 38 to 1465 code for a protein of 475 amino acids. NCBI's taxonomy places the organism in Eukaryota, Viridiplantae, Streptophyta, Magnoliopsida, Sapindales, Anacardiaceae. The transcript has a single exon.
UCUAUUUAUACUCUGAAGACAGUGUCUGUUUGUCAAGAUGGCUCAACCAUACACAGUUAAGGUUCUUGAACACAGCCAUGUUGCUCCGCCAUCGGGCUCCGUAUCCACAACGAUCGUUCCUCUUACUUUGUUCGAUGUGUUAUGGUUUUUUUGUAAUCCCAUACAGCGCAUCUUCUUCUUUGAACUUCCUUACCCUACUUUACAUUUCACAGAAACUAUCCUUCCCCAUCUCAAGCACUCUCUCUCUCUCACUGUUUCUCAUUUCUUCCCCUUGGCCGCCAAACUAACGUGCCCUAUACCGCCCAACAAGCCGUAUCUCCGUUAUAACGAGGGCGACUCUAUUCCCGUUACAGUCGCUGAAUCUGACCUCGAUUUCAACCAUCUUGUAGGCAACCAUGCACGAGAAAACAGAGCUUUUCAGUCUCUUGUCCCAAAUUUGCCAACGGCGAGGUUGUCACCCGAUACCGAGCAAGUGGCGCCUGUUGUGGCUUUGCAGAUUACUGUAUUUCCAAACGCAGGUAUAUCUAUCGGUAUCUCAUUUAACCACGUGGUUGCUGAUGGGAGCAGUAUCAACCAUUUUAUCAAAUCUUGGGCUUCCAUUCAUAGGUCUGGAGGAGAAGCCUUGGCUUCCCUUUCACUACCUUACCACAACAGGUAUGUGGUUAAAGAUCCUGGUGAAGUUGCGUCUACUAACUUGAAGUAUUUAUUAACGUGGGAUUACUCAAUCGAAUCAACACCUUCCGAAGCUGUUCCCCAAGACAAGAUUCGGAUCACUUUGGUUCUAAAUCAAGCUCAAACUGAGAAAUUGAAAGAAUGGAUCAAAACUCAAAGCAGAAAUAAAAAAGACAAGGAACUGGGGCCGAUACGCAUAUCAACAUAUGUGGUAACGUGUGCUUUCAUGUGGGUUAAUUUGAUGAAAUUACAGGAGAAAUUAGAAGAAAGUGAAACUGGCAGCCAUCCUUUCAAUGAUGACAAGCUUUGCCACUUCCUCUCUUUAGCCGACUGCAGAGAGAGAUAUGAACUUGCGGUACCAGCAACAUAUUUUGGAAACUGUCUCGCAUUUUUUUUUGUGUCAGAAAAACGAAGUGAGCUAAUGGGAAAAAAUGGCAUAGCCAUUGCGGCCAAAGCUAUUGCAAAAACGAUUAGUGGAUUGGAGAAAGGACCACUAAUAGGGGCGGAGCAAUGGGCGUCCAAAUCGUGGGAAAUAUUGAAAGUCGGAGAUUUUGUUACGGUUGCUGGCUCGCCAAAAUUACGCGUUUACGAGACUGAUUUCGGGUGGGGCAGACCCAAAAAAAGUGAGGUAGCCCACAUCGGCGCCUAUGGAGCUUUCUCUUUGAGUGAAUGUAGAGAUGAAGAAGGUGGGAUUGAGAUCGGCUUAGUACUCGACCGAAAAAAGCUGGACUUGUACAAGGAAAUUUUUGUGCAAGGCUUAGAAUUAGAACAUCCAUUCAGUUUUGAUUCAUAGUCUUUGAAUGUCCGUUUAAGGUUGUGUCAGCUUACUGGUAAGAACAAGCCGGGAAGGCUUGCCGUUAAAUAAUAUUUCAAUUUCAUUGAGAUAAGUUAUUAUUGAGUCUAUGGGUCUUAUCAGUAAGUUCUUAUUGAGUAAAUCAAAUCAAGGAUUACUGAA